Messenger RNA from Blastomyces dermatitidis ER-3, 1176 nucleotides. RefSeq lists its product as uncharacterized. The record is from RefSeq and is a predicted model, not a curated record. The coding region runs from base 1 to 1176 and encodes 391 amino acids. NCBI's taxonomy places the organism in Eukaryota, Fungi, Ascomycota, Eurotiomycetes, Onygenales, Ajellomycetaceae. The transcript is spliced from 5 exons. Gene Ontology annotation, molecular function: protein binding.
AUGUCCCGACUUCGGCCAUCGAGUCAGGAUGAGGUGGGAGCUGUGCUCAGCUGCGUCCUGAAAUACAACUUCUCCGGUUAUUUGGGUCUGUUAGGACAGGCCAUUAGAGCCGGUGGUGAAAUGGCCUGGGGCGAGGAUGCGAGAUGCCCGCGGCAAAACUUCUCCACGGCGAGGCCCCAGCAGGAUGCAGCCGUCAUUAUACUUGGACCUUCCUUCAUCCAAACCUCGAAGCCGCCAUUUCGAUACAAGCUGACUUCCAGAUUUGUUCUAUGCGACUCAAUUGUCUUCUGGCAAUAUCCCGUUGACUUCUACCAGCGGUCGUUGCGCAUCAUUGACAAAAAAUCCGACCGCCGGAAGCCCUAUUCCUCCACGUCACCGGCAUUUAGUGAAGAAGCGUCACGAAAAACUUCCCUCCUCGCCUCCGUCAAAAGCCGCAACAUUUCCGCUGUGCGCAAAUUCCUCAAGACGAGCCCCGGCCAUCUUACCCCGGAGACCUAUAUCAUAACCCUUCAAACCGCCAUCUCGCUCGGCGACCACGCUAUUCUCGAGCUCCUCCUUACCUCUCGCCCACCCAGCUACCCACUUCCCCUUGACAACAAAAUAUACAUCAACAGCCUCCUCGCCACCUCCUUCGACGGAAAAUUCUCCAUCUCCACCUCACAAAUCACCCAGAAAACAAAACAUCCUUCCAAUCCUACUUCCCCCUCGUCCUUAAAGCAGCCGCCAUCCGCGGCCGCACCCACAUCAUCAUAUCCCUCCUGUCCCACUACUACGACCGCCUUAACCACCCUUCCUCCCCUGCCCACACACACCAUCUCAUUCCCGCCCUCCGCACCGCAGCAACACAAGGCCAUACGGACAUCGUCCGCCAUCUCCUCGCUCGCGGCUGCAAGUUUCAAGGGGCAUACGGAAAUCGUUGGCUUGCUGCUCAGGCAUAACGCGGACCCUAAUGCGCGCGGGUAUCAAUUUGGCAGUGCGCUGCAGGCGGCAGCGUUGCAGGGGCACGCGGAGAUUGUAAGGUUGUUGGUUGAUGGGGGCGCUGAUGUGGGCUUGGAAGGGGGCAAGUAUGGGACGGCGUUGAAGGCGGCGAGGCACAGGGGACAUGAAGAAGUUGUUAGAGUUUUGGUGGAGGGUGUGAAGACGGUUGAUGAGGAUGGGUCGGCGAGGAGAGGGUAG